UUUGAAAUUACCAUAAAAGACAAUGGGUCAUGUUAAGACAGAAGGAAUCUAUAAUAACUGGAUCGUCCUUUUCAAUUCAAAAGUGGCGCAAGUCUCGACACCCAAACAUACACAAGCGUUGAACUUUUAGCCUCAACCACUACACUCAUCACUCAUUAUAUAAAUAGCCAUUGAAGAAAACCAAGCAAAACCCACUAUCCUCGCACAUGAUUUCAUCGUAGUCUUCGUUCCCAAUGCUGUUAAUGGAGGUCAUUCUAUUGUACAUUGUGCUUCUUUCGCUUGUUCUUUGAUACUCACCUAUUUGAAUGCCCAAAAACAAAAGGAAAAAAGAAAAUAACACAAAUCAAGAAAUUUGCAGAACCCCGAGGUAGAAGAUGGUAAUGGAGGUGAAUGUGAAUGUGAAAUGGUUGUUAAUUGUUAAUUACUGUUCCCAAUUUCUCUGUCUUUCCUUUUCUUGCUUUCCUUCAAAGCAAUUUUUGUCUAAUUAACGAAUACCAGUUUUAGAGAGAGUGAAACACAUCGAUGCAACAAAACCUAGAAGUUUAAUCUGGGAAUCGAGCCCCCACAAAUUUGCAAAUGCCGAUGUUAAGGCACAACCACUAUCUCUUCUUGCUUCUAUCAAUUGUUGUUUUUGUUGUUGAUGCUUCAAACGAUGAAGCUGUUGUUUUGCUUUCAUGGCUUCACUCGUCCUCAUCUACUUCGCCACACUCUUCAUUUUCAAACUGGAACCCAUCCGAUCAAAAUCCUUGUAAUUGGUCUUACAUCACAUGUUCUCCACAAAAAUAUGUUACCAAGAUCGAUAUCCAGUCUAUCGAAUUAGCCCUUCCUUUUCCUUCCAACCUCUCAUCGCUUAAAUCUCUCGACACUCUCAUCAUUUCCGGUGCUAAUUUAACCGGAAAGAUCCCAGAUGAUAUCGGAGAAUGUAGUGCGCUCCAAGUGUUUGAUGUAAGUUCCAAUAGUCUCGUGGGGAGUAUUCCAACAUCAAUCAGUAAGCUUGUGAAGCUUGAGGAUUUAAUAUUGAACUCCAAUCAACUCUCCGGAAUCAUCCCACCACAGAUUGGUAAUUGUACAAGGUUGAAGAAUCUUGUCUUGUUCGAUAAUUAUUUAACCGGAGAGCUUCCUGUUGAGCUUGGAAAUCUUUCAAUGUUAGAAGUUAUUAGGGCUGGAGGGAACAAAGACAUAUCUGGAAAGAUCCUUUACGAGUUGGGAAACUGUCGAAAUCUAAAAGUUUUGGGUCUUGCUGUCACUAAAAUAUCCGGGUCGAUUCCUAGUUCUUUGGGUAGUCUAAGCAAGCUUCAAACUUUAUCAGUUUACACAACACAACUUUCAGGUGAAAUCCCAAAGGAACUCGGCAACUGUUCUGACCUCAUCGAUCUAUAUCUAUAUGAAAAUGAUCUCACUGGUUCACUUCCAUCUGAAUUGGGGAACCUUCACAACUUAGAGAAGCUUAUGUUAUGGCAAAACAACCUUGUGGGGUCGAUACCUCCAGAAAUCGGAAACUGUAAAAGUUUAAAAACCAUCGAUCUCUCUUUAAACUUUUUCUCCGGUGUCAUUCCUUGGUCAUUUGGCAAUCUCAUCGAUCUUGAAGAACUGAUGCUGAGUAACAACAGUCUCUCCGGCUCCAUCCCACCUGUUCUUUCAAAUUGUACAAAUCUAAUACAAUUGCAGCUCGAUAGAAACGCAUUUUCAGGAUCGAUCCCGAUGGAGCUCGGGAUGUUACCUGAGUUAUCUGUUUUCUUUGCUUGGCAGAAUAAACUUGAAGGGGACAUUCCCUCAACAAUGGCAGGUUUGAAGAGUCUCCAGUCUCUUGAUUUGUCUCAUAACUUUCUUACUGGUAGCUUACCAUCUGGUCUUUUUGAACUAAAAAACCUAACGAAGCUUCUCUUGAUUUCAAAUAGCAUCUCGGGUUCCAUCCCUUCUUCCAUAGGGAAUUGCAGCUCACUCAUUAGACUUAGGCUAGUAAAUAACAAAAUUACUGGACCUAUUCCUAAAGAGAUUGGGUUUCUUGAAGAUCUUGAUUUUCUCGACAUAUCUGAAAACUAUCUCACUGGAGUAAUCCCAGAUGAAAUUGGAAAUUGUACACAUCUUCAAAUGGUGAACCUAAGCAAUAACACCCUUUCUGGUACUUUACCUAGCUCGCUAUCUUCUAUAAUGAACCUUCAAUCUUUAGACGUUUCAAGCAAUCAGUUUAUCGGUCAAAUUCCCGAGAGUUUUGGUCAACUUGCUUUCAUUAACAGACUUGCGAUUAGUAGAAACUCGUUAUCUGGAUCGAUUCCUACAACGCUUGGUUUAUGUUCAAAUCUUCAGUUUCUUGAUCUUAGUGGCAAUAAACUCUCGGGUAACAUUCCGGUUGAGCUUUUCAGUUUAGUUUCAUUAGAUAUCGCAUUGAAUCUAAGUUGGAAUUUGUUAAACGGAACAAUCCCGGUUGAAAUAUCUUCAUUAAACAAACUCUCAGCACUAGACCUUUCACAUAACAUGCUCACUGGAGAUUUAAUGGCGCUUUCCAGCCUUGUGAAUCUUGUUUCCUUGAAUGUCUCUUACAACAAUUUCACCGGUUUUCUACCUGACAGCAAGCUUUUCCGGCAGUUAUCCGUCCAAGAAUUGGCCGGAAACGAAGGGUUGUGUCCAUUGGGACGGAAUUCCUGUUUCCUCGGUCAAACUGGAACCGGAAUCGCUACCAAACGUAGUAUCCGCCAGUCAAAGAAACUGAAAGUUGCUAUAGCUUUGUUAGCUGUUGCAGCAGUGGCAUUGGUGAUUCUAGGGAUAAUAGCGGUUUACCGAGUUCCAAAAGUUAAGUCGCAAGAUAACGAUUCCGAAACCGGUAAUUGGAGUUCAUCAAAUUGGAAAUUCACACCGUUUCAGAAGCUUAGUUUUACAGUGGAUCAAAUAUUAAGAUGUCUGGUUGAAACUAAUGUGAUCGGAAAGGGGUGUUCCGGUGUAGUCUAUCGAGCAAGUCUUGACCAUGGUGAAGUGAUUGCAGUCAAGAAGCUCUGGCCCACAACAAUGGCAGCAGCAUACUGUGAAAACGACCGGGCACCCUCGACUGGAAUCCGCGAUUCCUUUUCAACCGAGGUCAAAACCCUUGGUUUGAUCCGUCACAAGAACAUCGUCCGAUUCCUGGGUUGUUGCUGGAAUCGGAAUACAAGGCUGCUGAUGUAUGAUUACAUGCCUAACGGGAGUUUGGGAAGUGUUCUACACGGGAAUAGCGGAUGCUGCUUGGAAUGGAAUCUAAGGUAUCAGAUAAUAUUGGGUUCAGCUCAAGGAUUGGCUUAUUUACACCAUGAUUGUGUGCCUCCGAUUGUUCAUAGGGACAUUAAGGCGAAUAAUAUUCUGAUUGGGCUUGAUUUUGAGGCUUACAUAGCUGAUUUUGGGCUUGCAAAACUUGUUGAUGAUAGAGAUUUUGCUAGAUCUUCAAGCACCGUUGCUGGUUCUUUUGGUUACAUCGCGCCAGAGAUUGGGUACAUGAUGAAAGUAACAGAAAAGAGCGAUGUAUACAGCUUUGGUGUAGUGAUGCUAGAAAUAUUAACGGGUAAACAACCGAUCGACCCAACCAUAGAAGACGGGCUCCACAUUGUGGACUGGGUCAGACAAAAGAGAGGCGGUGUACAAGUUUUGGACAGGAGCCUGCGGGCCCGGCCCGACCCUGAGCUGGAGGAGAUGAUGCAAAGUUUAGGAGUGGCUUUACUUUGUGUUGCCCCUUCACCUGAUGAUAGGCCUUCUAUGAAAGAUGUGGAAGCAAUGCUGAAGGAGAUAAGACAUGAUAGAGAGGAAGGUUCAAAACCAGAGUCUAUGAUGAUGCUCAAAGGUUCGUCUGCAACUGGAAGUCUUGAUGAUGGGGAAGAAAAGGAAAAUGAAGGCCCAUCAACCGAUGCAAUGAAGUGCUUGUACAUUGAAAGGUUAUUAUUUAUCAAAGAAGCAAAGAUGAGGAGAGAAGAUGGUGACGAAUGA
Molecule: messenger RNA, 3948 nt
Organism: Lactuca saligna
Lineage: Eukaryota; Viridiplantae; Streptophyta; Magnoliopsida; Asterales; Asteraceae
Source: the annotation of a GenBank genome assembly